Molecule: messenger RNA, 2319 nt
Organism: Ostrinia nubilalis (European corn borer)
Lineage: Eukaryota; Metazoa; Arthropoda; Insecta; Lepidoptera; Crambidae
Product: glutathione synthetase-like
Exons: 13
Coding region: 196-1677 (493 amino acids)
Biological process (GO): glutathione biosynthetic process
Cellular component (GO): cytosol
Molecular function (GO): ATP binding; glutathione synthase activity; glutathione binding
Source: RefSeq, a predicted model, not a curated record
CAGCUGUUUGGCUGUCACUGUCAGUCAGCUGUCAAGUGAAUACAGUAAAAAAUCACAAAAAUAGGGGUUUUCGUCUUUGGUUUUCAUUUUCAAAAUAAAUCGCAAGUAAGGAAGCCGAACGUAUUUAGUUUGGUUCGUGCAGUAACUCUUUAGGUUGCUUGUGUUUAUUUCGUUGCUGUUGAAGCUGUGAUAACGAUGUCUCAAGCUCGAUUGGCGACUUGUAUUCCUUUGCCGCUGGACCACAAAGUCUUGGUGAAUGUUAUUGAAAAAGCAAAAGACUGGGCGUUGAUGCAUGGAGUUGGAAUGAGGGAUAAGAAGCAAUUCAAUAAGGACUCCAUUCAGAUCGCCCCAUUUGUACUGCUGCCGUCACCAUUCCCACAGACGGAGUUCAACAAAGCUGUGGAGCUGCAGCCCGUACUGAACGAGCUGAUGCAUAAGGUGGCACAUGACGACGAGUUCUUAGAACACACGCUACAGAACGCCUUGCAAGUGGACGAGUUCACCGCCAAUCUCUACAACAUCUGGGUGAAAGUCAGGAACGAGGGGGUGGCUCAGCCGAUAUCGCUAGGCAUGCUCCGUUCGGACAUCAUGUUGGAGUCGCGGUGUCCCCACACGGAGAAUCAGUGCGCGAAGCACACGCCCUACUGCUCGUGGAAGCAAGUGGAGAUUAACAGUAUUGCGUCCGGCUUCGGACACCUAGGGCCCGUCUCGAGGGAGAUUCAGAGCUACAUAUUGAGGCAACUUGGACAUGGUGAUCUAAUUAAAAAUAUGCCCGAAAACCGCGCUCUAUCCGGCCUCUGCUCGGGUAUAACGGACGCUUUCGACUUGUUCGGGGCGCCGGACGCGGUCGUCAUAUUCGUUGUGGAAGAGGUCUCUUACAACAUCUGCGAUCAACGCUUCCACGAGUUCUAUAUAUCUGAGACACGUCCUGAGAUACAGAUAAUGAGGAAGACUUUAAAUGAAAUUUAUGAAGAGACUGAACUUAACGAUAAGAAGCAAUUGAUUAUAGAUGGACGCCCAGUCGCUGUGGUGUACUACCGGUCGGGAUACGAACCGGCGCAAUACCCAUCGUCGCGGGAGUGGGACGCAAGACUGCGCGUUGAGAGAUCCACAGCAAUCAAGUGCCCCUCCAUCCACUAUCAGCUAGCCGGCACGAAGAAGGUGCAACAAGCACUGGCAGGACCGGGUGUGUUGGAGAAGUUUAUGGGCGCGGGCGCAGCGAGUAGUCGCGUGCGGGAUAUAUUCACGGGCCUCUACUCGUUGGACUUUGACGAGGGCGGCGAGAGGGCUGUAGAAAUGGCGCUUGAGGACGCAGAAAGAUUCGUUCUGAAACCGCAGCGCGAAGGUGGUGGUAACAACCUGUACGGUGCGGACGUACGCGAUGCUCUCGUACGCAUGCGCCACAGCCGCGAGCGCGCCGCCUACAUCCUCAUGGAACGCAUCCUGCCGCCGCUGGUUUCCGGAUACGUGGUAAGACCGGGCGCAUCUGUCCCACCGCCCGUCACUGACUUGGUCUCUGAACUAGGAAUAUUUGGGGUCAUCAUUGGCACCAAAGACAAGAUCUUCAGCAACAAGCAAGUGGGGCACAUGCUGCGCACCAAGCUAGCAGACGCCAAUGAGGGCGGAGUCGCCGCCGGCUUGGGGGCUCUUGACUCGCCCUACUUGCUGCAACUCUAGCACGAUACGUCUAUGGAACUUAUGACGUCUCUGAACUAGCCAUGAUAUGUUUGAAAUCUAGAGCGGUAUUACCACAGAACAGAGGCGGUACUGAACGUCAUGUCGUGCUCAAAGUAAACGUAUUAACACCAUGUUACCUACAAGAAAUCAAUUUAGCAUUUCUAAAUAAAUAUUUUUAUAACCUACCCAAAAACAUUAUGGCUGUGCCAUACAUUUGAUAUUGAUAGUUAAAUAGAUAUUAUUUUUAUCUGAAUUAUUAUUAAUUUUUUUCGAACACUUUCGAUUGACUUUUUGAACUUAUUUAGGCUUGCAAGAGCGUUAUAUUUGGUGCUUUAAUAUAAACCAUAAGGCGCGCGUAUACGCGAUUACCAAAACUAAGCCUCUGAGCGCUUAAAACGUUAAUCGGAGUCUUCAUAAUUGUUUAAAAUAAUUACCCUCUUCAAACGGUCACCACAAGUUGGGAACAAAACUUUUAAGCAGAAAUGUUUGAAAAAUUUCGUCCACUACUUGUGUACUUUAUAAAAAUGGGUGUCAAUUUGUAACAAUUUCGUUAUUUAAUUUUAACCUAAUAAUUAUCAUGUUAUUACUAAUGGAAAAGGUAUUAUUAAUUCUACAUUCCGUUUUUCUGUCUUGUUUUUAUUU